Molecule: messenger RNA, 2010 nt
Organism: Crotalus tigris (Tiger rattlesnake)
Lineage: Eukaryota; Metazoa; Chordata; Lepidosauria; Squamata; Viperidae
Gene: ATPAF1
Product: ATP synthase mitochondrial F1 complex assembly factor 1
Exons: 8
Coding region: 159-737 (192 amino acids)
Biological process (GO): mitochondrial proton-transporting ATP synthase complex assembly
Cellular component (GO): mitochondrion
Source: RefSeq, a predicted model, not a curated record
GGCCUUUUGGUCCCGCCGCGGCCUCGGCCGCUAGUAAUCGGGAUCCGCGGGCUUGCAGACGAGAGUGGUCUGGGGGAGAACCCUUUCUUCGAGAAAUACCGAACUAAGAUCCAAGAGCUUCGCAGACUGCAAAAGCAAGAGAAACAAAACCAGGAUUCAUGAAAAAUAAGACGCUUGAUUCUAUACUUAAUGUUGAGAUGAUGAAACAGAAAAAGCCUGAAGAAAUAAAGCAGAUAUGGAAGCAGUACUUUUCUGGAGAAGACACAGUUUAUGCUGUUAUUCCCGGAAAAACUUUUGAUGUCAUGUGGAAACGAAUUCAAAAUUGUCCAUCUUUUCUUUAUGCGCUGCCAAGAAAGGAAGGGUAUGAAUUUUUUAUUGGACAAUGGUCAGGAACAGAACUUCACUUCACUUCUCUGAUAAACAUCCAGACUCAAGGGGAUGUUUCUCCCAGCCAGUUGAUUUUGUAUCAUUAUCCUGAGCUUCAGAAGGAAAAAGGAAUUGUACUGAUGACCGCAGAAAUGGAUUCUAAAUUCUUGAAUGUACAGGAAGCCCAGUGCCUAGCCAGCCAGGUUCAGCUUUUCUAUGCCACAGACCGUCAAGAGACCUACUGGUUAGUGGAAUCAUUUAACCAUCAGCCAAGUGAAUUUAAAUAUAUGUCUGUAAUAAGUGAGCUCGAACAGAACAGAAUUGGGCAAGAACUGAGGCCUCAGGAAGAUGUGCCCUCACCAACCGCUUGAGAGGGGUAGCGGCUUUAACCAAAGACACUCUUGCCGUAGCAAGAGAUCCCACCAUGGGACAGAGUUGCUGUUUUUUUUUCCCCAGAAAGUGUCAUUAAAAAGGAUGCCCUUGGGACUCAAUGGGGAAAAGACUCUCUCUUAUAAAGGGGACUACUUAAUACUGUGACAAUAAUGUAGAGGCACUUGUCCAUUUAUAUCUGAAUGUUAGAAGAACGAUUAAGCAUUUACAAACACUAUAUGAAGUAUUCGAAAUUUCCUCUCUUCCCGGUUGCACACAGCUUGUUGGGUUUUAGCAUGUAUGAAGUUUCUACAUGUCUGUUGUUCAGCAAAAAAAAAAAAUGAAACUGAAAAAAAAAAAGAAGAGCAAAGAAGGGCCUCUCUCAGUGGGUAUGACAAAUUCCUGGACCUGGUAAAAAGUAUUUUACGAUGAGUGACAUGCUAUCAUUCUCAGCCUGAAUGAGAACAAGUUCCCACCUUGUGAAGCAGAAAAGAUAAAUUCAGAACAAGACUAAAGCCCGUGCAAGAGUCACUUUGAAUGUUCUUAAGCAUGUCCAAAAAUGUAUCAAUUAAAAAUGUGAGGUGAUUUUUUAAAAAAAAAUGUAAUGGAGUGGGAUCCAUUUGAAAUGAAAGACUGUUGAGUAUUUACUGAAGUGUUUCUGGUAAUUCCUGUAAUUCUAAACAGCAGGAUGAUACCAGGAUAAUGAAGUUGCAGGAGAAAAAAAAAUAUUGAGGAAGUAUCCAUUUUUUUUUCAUCUUAGAAAUAACCCAGCAUUUGCCUAAACUGGAUCCAAUGUCACCUUUGCUCUUCAUUCAUAAAAAUAGAGUAUACUUUCUAUUACCUUACUUUCUCUGAUUGUUUCUGCUCUUGUAAUGAGUCACUUCACUGAUAGUGGAAGCAGGCAAAAAGUCAUAUAUUGGAACAGGAGCCAGAUGGACUCGUCUUGGGCUUGCUUCAAAAAUAAAUAUCGGUAAAGGAACACUGCCAAAUAUUUUAGUUAAAUAAGAUCAGGAAAAGCAUUUGGAGGUUAUGAGAAUAUUUCCUAAACAUUUCCUUCUGUAUUUUAAUUAUGCACUCCAACUUGUGUUCCACCUGUUGAACAGUAUAUGCUGUCAAGAAAACCAUAAAUUGAUUUCUCAGGCAAAUUGUUCAGAACAUAUGUGAUUCUCAUACUCUGAAAAUCAAAGUAUUGUAAACACGUAAAUGAAAAGAUGUGUAUUGAUUAAUUUAUGAAAUCUCUAUAUUUUUGCUUUGGAAUUAAAACAGUAUUCUACA